GGGAAAGGCCUCAGCAUAAAUACGAGGGGGAUCUUCAGGGCUAUAAAGUAUAGAUAGGUUCCCCUAGCCCAGAAAAGAUGAGUUCUUCACUCUUGGAGCGGCUCCAUGCCAAGUACAGCCAGAACAGGCCCUGGCCAGAGACCAUUAAGAUGGUACGGCAGAUCAUGGAGAAAAGGACUGGAAUGAUAUCUGGUGGUCACCAGCACCUUGUGAGCUGCUUAGAAACCCUACAGAAGGCUCUGAAAGUGUCUUCACUAUCUGCUAUGACUGAUCGUCUAGAAUCUAUAGCAAGACAAAAUGGCCUGGGGUCCCACUUGAGUCCAAAUGGCACUGAAUGUUACAUCAGCUCAGACAUGUUUUAUUUGGAGGUUCAUUUGGAUCCAGAAGGUCAACUGCGUGAUGUUACAGUCGCCCACCAUGGAGAGAAUCCUGUGAGCUGCCCGGAGCUGGUUCAGCAGUUAAGGGAAAAGAACUUUGAGGAUUUCUCACAACACCUGAAAGGUUUAGUGAACCUGUACAAGGUGCCAGGGGAUAACAAACUAAAGACUAAAAUGUACUUGGCUCUUCAGUCCUUAGAAAUGGAUCUUACAAAAAUGGCUGCCAUGUACUGGCAAGCCACUAAUGCUAGUGUGCUGGACAAAAUACUACAAGGCACAGUCGGACUAGUGACACCAAGAAGUGGAGGGCACUUGAUGAGCUUGAAGUAUUUCCUGACUCCAUAUGAUUUGUUCGAUGAUGUAACGGGGGCAACAAUAACAUUGAAUGAAGGACAAGCUGUUCCUCGUUCCCUUGGUCUAAAUGUAUCUGUCACCAUUGAAGCCACUUCUUCCAUGUACAAGUUACCCAUCGCACCACUGAUUAUGGGUUCUCAUGCCAUUGAUAACAAAGGGACUCCAUCUUUCUCACCCAUCACUAAUACAAACAGCGUGGACCUCCCUGCUUGCUUCUUUCUCAAGUUUCCACAGCCGAUUCCUGUGUCUAAAGCCUUCAUCCAAAAAAUUCAGAAAUGCACAGGUAUCCCUUUGUUUGAAACCACCCCAACAUUCCAGCCUCACUAUGAACUGGUUACACAGUUUGAGUUGGCCAAGGAGAAGGAACCAGGACAGCUAGAUCAUAAUAUGCGAUUUUAUGCGUCACUCCCAGGUCAGCAGCACUGCUAUUUUCUGAAUAAAGAUGCUCCACUACCUGAUGGUAGAAGCCUGCAGGGUACAAUGCUAAGUAAAAUCCCAUUCCAAUACCCGGGCCGUGUUCCCAUCAUCUUAAAUCUGAUCCGUCAUCAGGUAGCCUGUAACACUCUAAUUGGGAGCUGUGUUAAACGCACUGUAUUAAAAGAUGACUGCCCAGGGAUUCUCCAGUUUGAGGUUUCACCCCUGUCUGACUCAUGCAUAAGUAUCUCCUUCCAGCAUCCAGUCAAUGACUCCCUGGUGUGUGUUGUUAUGGAUGUACAGGAUUCCACUCACGUGUCUUGUAAACUGUACAAGGGUUUAUCAGAUGCACUCAUCUGUACAGAUGACUUUAUCACCAAAGUAGUUCAGAGAUGCAUGUCCAUCCCAGUUACCAUGCGUGCAAUCCGCAGAAAGGCAGAAACAAUCCAGGCUGACACACCAGCUCUGCCUUUCAUUGCAGGGGCUGUGGAAGACAUGGUGAAGAAGAACUUGCCCCCUGCUAGCAGUCCUGGUUAUGGAAUGACCUCUGGAUCCAACAACUUGAGUGGAAUGACAACUCCAACCAGUUCCUUUCCCACAGGACCUAUCACCACCCUGUUCAGCAUGGGUAUAAAAGAACGGCAUGAUUCAACAGGCCAUGGAGAAGACUUUAGCAAAGUGACACAGAACCCAAUCCUCACCAGCCUACUGCAAAUCACUGGAAAUGUUGGGGGGAAUUUGGGGUCUAGCCCAACUCCUCCUCACCACACACCUCCACCUGCCUCUUCCCCAGCUAGUAACACAAAGAACCACCCCAUGCUUAUGAACCUUCUGAAAGACAAUCCAGCUCAAGAUUUUUCCACUCUCUAUGGUAGCAGCCCCUUGGAGAGGCAGAAUUCAUCUGGGUCACCACGAACUGAUCUUGGUAACUCCACAGCUGGGAAGCCAAAGAAAAAGAGGCCUAGAACAGGAACAGAGAAGUCAAAAAACCAGGCAGAGGAUGACUUCCAAAGAGAGCUUUUCUCCAUGGAUGUGGACUCACAGAACCCAAUAUUUGAUGUGUCAAUGGCUGGUGAUGCUCUGGAUACACCUCACAUCACACCAGCUCCAAGCCAAUGUGGCACACCACCAACUGUUUACCAGCAGCCCAUGUCUCAUAACCAGUCUGGAUUGCAAAGGAUAAGGUUACCUAGCACAGAUGCUAUUAUUCCAGAUGUCACAGAUAUACUUUCUGAUAUACCAGAAGAAACAUCCAAGCUUCCAGGGAGUGGGGAUGACUGUCCAAAUCUGGGUACACCUGUUAGGGACUCGUCCAGCUCAGGACAUUCCCAAAGUACUCUAUUUGACCCUGAUGUUUUCCAAGUGGAUAGUGCAGGAGGUGGAGACAGCACAUUCCAGGAUGCAGCUGAUCUUAUUGCUGAGGCAAGUGGAAGUCCUAACAGUGACUCAUCUAAUAACUUCUUUCACGGUGUAGAUUUCAACCCAGAUUUAUUGAACAGUCAGAGCCAAAGUGGCUUUAUAGAUGAAUUCAAUGAUGACAGCAGCCAUAGUGGGGAUCAUGACCAUGACUUUAAGGACUUUCAAGGGCAAGGGUUAGCUGCCCUUGGGGUUGUAGCUGGUUUCCCAGUAGAUAGUGGUGACGGAAAAUAUAAAGUUAGUUUGGGAGCAGACACAGUUGACUUCAGUAUUAUUGCUGGUGGAGGAGGUAAAGCUCUUGGUGGAGGAGAUGUCUUAGAAGCACACAGCAGAAGCCAAAGUCCACUUCUGGUUAGUGAGUUGGGAAAGGAUAGACCUCAGAAACAGAGGGUGAAGGAUGGUAACAAUGGUGGAGGUGGAGCAGGGACAACUGGGGGAAUGCAGGGUGCCGGGAUAGAAGGUAAAUCUGGAAAACGGAGUCGUACCCCAUCUAGUGAUGGUAAAAGCAAGGAUAAGCCACCAAAACGCAAAAAAGCAGAGUCUGAUGGCAAGUCACCCUCAUACCGACCAUUUACCCCACCCACCAGUAGUGGAGGUUCAAAAUCUCCAGGCACAUCAGGAAGGUCACAAACUCCUCCAGGAAUAGCCACCCCACCUAUCCCCAAAAUUACCAUCCAGAUCCCCAAGGGGACCAUGAGUGUAGGGAAGCCAUCUUCACACAGCCAGUAUAGCAGUGGCUCCGGUGGAUCAUCCAGUAGUAAAAGUCACCAUGGACAUUCCUCAUCAUUAUCUUCCAGCUCAGGCAAAAUAAAAAACAAGUCAGAAGGGUCAGGGCUAAAAAUGGGCAGUGGGGGAAGUGGCCUGUAUUCUGGACAGAGUGGGUCAAGUGGAAGUCAGUCCAAAAAUGUCUCUCAAACUCUGGGCAAGCAGGGAUCUUCCCCUAUCACAAAACAUGGACUUGGAAGUGGAGUAAGCGGCUCUGGGAGCAGUAAGACUAAACCUCAAGGGAAGCCAUCAGUACUUAUGAAUCCCUCUAUGAGCAAACCUAAUAUUUCUCCUUCACACUCCAGACCAUCUGGGAGUUCUGACAAACUAUCUUCCCCCAUGAAACCCAUGCCAGGGACUCCCCCCUCGAAAGCCAAGUCCCCCAUUGGUUCUGGGGGUACUCACAUGUCUGGUGGAGGGUCUGCCUCCACAAUGAAGACAUCCUCUGGACUAGUAUCGUCAGGCUCUCUCUCUCAAAAGCCAAAUUCAUCCUCUUCAUCAUCAUCCUCCUCCUCUUCAUCAUCUUCUUCCUCCUCAUCCUCAUCUUCCUCUUUUUCUGGUGGGUCAAAUGUCUCCCAGAAUCUACAUGGCAGUUCCAAGGGGAAAUCUCCAAGUAGAAAUAAAAAGCCCUCACUGACUGCAGUUAUAGAUAAGCUCAAGCAUGGAGUGGGCACUGGAGGAUCAGGUCCAGAAGAUGCCAUGGAUGGUGCAGGAGGGGGAGGUAGCACAGGGACUCCAGGACACAGUAUGCCUUCCAAGCAUGGUCUGAUAGGUGAAUUCCCAGCAAAACGUGAGAAGAGUGAAAAGGAAAAGUCAAAAGUGUCGGUAUCUGGGGGAGGGUCUGAUCCUUCAAAAAAAGGAGGAGGGGACCCCAAAGGUGCAGGGAGCACAGGUGUAGCUAAAAUCAUAAUUAGCAAGCAUGAAGGAGGGUCCCCCAGCAUUAAGGCCAAGGUUACCCUGCAGAAACCAGGAGAAGGAGGAGGGGAAGGACUAAGAUCACAAAUGCCUAAAGGCUACGGAUCACCACUUGUCAGUGGAUCGACACCAAAACAUGAGCGUUGUUCGCCAAGUCACAAUAAAUCUCCAGCAUACACACCCCAGGCUAUUGACAGUGAAAGUGAGUCUGGCUCCUCCUCCAUUGCAGAGAAAUCCUACCAAAACAGCCCCAGUUCAGAUGAUGGAGGGGGAAGCCGGGCAUUACCAGAAUACAGUUCUGAAAAACAUAAGAAGCAUAGAAAAGAGAAAAAGAGACUGAAAGACAAGGACAGGGAAAGAGAGAAGAAAAAGGCCUCUUAUAGUAUGAAGUCUGAGAGUUGGUCUAAAUCUCCCAUUUCCUCAGACUCCACAUUAGCCAUGGGUGGCAGCUCCCUAAUGACAUCAGAUAGAGCAAGUAGGCCCAAUGAAGGUUUUCUUUUGGGUGAAGAUGAUGACUUAAUGGAUGUUGCUCUUCUAGGCAACUAGCACAGCAGCAUGAGCUUUUAUUGUAUGAAGUAAUAUGUUGGUUAAUGAAAGUAUUUAUCUAUUUUUCAGUUCUUAAAAUUGUUUUAUUGAAAUGCUUUAAACAUUCUUUUUAAAACUUUUAACAAAGUAUACUAUCAUUUACAAAAAGCCCUAUAACGUUGUUUUUACAAUUUACAUAAUUCAAAGCAAUUUGAUCUUUUACACACAAAAUGUUUAACCUUGGAGAAGGUUAUUCCUCUGAUAAUAUAAUGUACAUUACCAUACCUACUUGUGCUGCCUGUUUCAAAUGGAUUAACAUAUUUAUGGUGACAAAUAUCAUUUACAUUUAAAUAUUUCCCACAAGCACACACUGUGUUUUAAGGACUCUUAUUUGUUCUGUAAAUAUUUUAUCUCCCUUUUCCUUUGUAUAUAUUUCCAACAUUUUUUUAUUUGGUGAUUUAAAGCUUUUUUCAAGACUUUAUAAAAUGUUUAGUACAAAAAUAAAAAUUUUGUUUAAAAAAAAUUGUUGAUUGAUGGAAUAGAGUCAGAUCCAAUUUUCCAAGAGCCAGGGUUAAAAUAUUUUAUUUUUCUUCUGUAACCUGAUUUCAUUAAAGGGACAGUGUGCUGUAAUUUUUUCUCCUCUUUUAA
This is a messenger RNA of Bombina bombina (fire-bellied toad), 5414 nucleotides long. It is a transcript of the gene MED1, whose product is annotated as mediator complex subunit 1. NCBI's taxonomy places the organism in Eukaryota, Metazoa, Chordata, Amphibia, Anura, Bombinatoridae. Gene Ontology annotation, molecular function: nuclear retinoic acid receptor binding; nuclear thyroid hormone receptor binding; transcription coregulator activity. Gene Ontology annotation, biological process: regulation of transcription by RNA polymerase II; cellular response to thyroid hormone stimulus. The record is from RefSeq and is a predicted model, not a curated record. Gene Ontology annotation, cellular component: mediator complex. The transcript has 17 exons. Bases 78 to 4787 code for a protein of 1569 amino acids.